AUGAUCGCUUGGUGGGACACGUACUUGAGUCAUACCCAUCCUGAUCAAGUCAGCUUUUACGCCUACCCAAUGACUGAAAAGGAGCGGCAGAAGGAGAAUGCCGCCAUGAAACUCCGUGACAUAGAGUACAAUGCCCAAAAUCCACAUGACCCGAAACCCAUCAUUGACUAUGACAUUUGGUACAAGCCUGCCAACGUCUCGAUGAACCGUCAUCCCGGGAACAUCGGUCACAAUGCCAUCACCUCCCAAUUCAAGAAGUUGUGUGCCCUGAUUGGUGUCCAGAAUGCCGAAAUAGCUGGUACAGGUCAGGCCAUCCGAGCCAAAGCUUGCACUGUCAUGAAGGGACAGAACGUUGACCCACAUGUGGUUGCCAAGUUCAUGCGUCACAAGAACAUCAAUACUCAAGGUGAGUAUAAUGAGCACUCGGCCGUGCAUGAUGCCAGUCGGUUUGCCGCCAUUGCCAAGUCCACGGUUGGAGAUAACAAAAAACGGAAGUCACCACCCGAAACCACCACCAAUCCUGAUCGAUCCACGGGUACUUCGACGAUUCAACGUGCACCUUCCACGGAAGAAUAUCCGCCUCAAUAUUCCAUCGGGCGCACGAUGGGAUAUUCCCAUGAAGAGUGCCGUGGGGGACCAGUCAUGAUGCCCGUUGGUCGUUCCGCUGUGCCGCUGCCUCAUCAAGGAAGUUUCGGCAAUGGGUUGUCCGAAUCCGAACGGCAGGAACUCGAAUACCUUCGUUCGCAACAAAUGAUGGCAAUGAAUCCAGAACGGAUGGAACUUGAACGUCUUCGGCGUCAAUCCUACGUCGCUCCACGUACUGCCUAUCCCGUCAGCAGUGCCGUCCCACCUCGACGCAACUUUGGUCAUGGUCUUCAUUUUGCUCAUGAAGGUUUUGCAUCGUUGGUCGAUCCACGUGGUCUGUACAAAGCGGAAAUGGGAGUAUUUCGUGAGCAAGUACUCUUUGCGACACAAUACGUUCCACGUCAACCAUCGGCACUUACCCCACAAGGAAACGGCGUCAUGGUCAUGGGUAGUAGUCCGGAUGAAGAUGAGAUCGACGAUCAGAAGAUGCCGGCACUUGGAGGAUCGAUGGGUGGUCAUGGUGGAAGUAGUGGAGGUUGGAAUGGACCGUCAUGGUAA
Seminavis robusta is the source of this 1143-nucleotide messenger RNA. NCBI's taxonomy places the organism in Eukaryota, Bacillariophyta, Bacillariophyceae, Naviculales, Naviculaceae. The record is from the annotation of a GenBank genome assembly.